Messenger RNA from Alternaria alternata, 3776 nucleotides. RefSeq lists its product as hypothetical. Bases 311 to 3547 code for a protein of 1078 amino acids. The record is from RefSeq and is a predicted model, not a curated record. Gene Ontology annotation, molecular function: sulfite reductase (NADPH) activity; FMN binding; flavin adenine dinucleotide binding. NCBI's taxonomy places the organism in Eukaryota, Fungi, Ascomycota, Dothideomycetes, Pleosporales, Pleosporaceae. The transcript has a single exon. Gene Ontology annotation, cellular component: cytosol.
CGUCGCGUCAAGGCGACAUUCCGCGCAUUUGCAAUCUAUCGCCCGAAAGACGUGCUAGAGCAAGCACAAAGAGCCAAUCAUGGUCUGUCUGAUGGAUUGCGUCUUGCUCGGUCGGUCUUCUGCCGAUGUCGCUACUGGACGACGGCACUUUUUGGCUGCUACGAGGCGACAAAUCCACGACGCGGAUAUACUCCCUCGCUGAAGCCUCCGUGGGAUCGUAGUAACUCUCACUUUCUCUCUUACACCAAAGAGAGACUCUCAUUGCCUCGACUGAAAGGCUGAGUUGCUGAGGCGCAUACCUGCAUUCAAGAUGCAUUUCCAGCAGACAGAAUCCGCUGGCCCUGGUGCUGAGCAGAACGCACCCAAGGACUUCACCAAGAAGUCGUCCAGUCUGCCGUUUGGUCAGGAUCUCUCCUACCAAUCGAUCGGUGGCCCAACCUACCUUACCGCCCAGACUCUCGUCCAACAAGUCGCAUACGCUCUCUCCGACAAGAUCUUCGCAUACUCGGCUGAAUCUUUCGAUCUGGAUGUGGCAGUCAAGUACUGGCAAGAACAGGGCGAGAAGAAUGCUCUCGGUUACCAGACUGGCGUCUCCUCUCUGGAGACGAGGACCGGUGCUGGUGCCAUUGCAUUGGGAUACAUGUUCUCAAAGGACUUUGACUUGAAGAAGCGCCACAUCCCUCAGUCCAUCGUCGCUUCCUCUUCCACCUUGAACUAUCUCCGCGCUUCGCUCGACCAACUGUCCGCCCUCUACUCGGUCGCGAACCCAUUGACCGCCCACAUUGCCGCUGUCGACUACUCUGCCAACUCCAGCGCUGGCCUAGUCACCGACUAUGUCUCUUCGCUCACACUCGCCGAGGAUCUUGGUCUUGGUCUCGUCUGCAGCCCGUCUGUCUUCGAGACUCAGCACAUGUCCCUCUUCGCUACCCUCCUAUCGAGUGUCCUCCCCACGAUCCACACAUACGAUGGCAUUAGCGUUGGAAGGGAGACCGCCAGGCUGGUCGAUACCCUUGACCAGACCAGGCUACACAACAGCUACGAGGCAGUGCUCAAGGCCGUCUCUGAGGUCGACAAGAAGCACUCUGACACUGCCGGACGUGUUCUGCGCCUUCUCCAGGCCUUCAACGACGAGCUCGGUGAGGACUACAAGCUCUUCGAUUACUACGGCCACCAAGAGGCAGAGAGCGUCCUUGUCGUCUUUGGUACUGUAGAGGCUUCGUUGACUGCUCAGGUCGCCAACGCCCUUUCCAAGGACGGUGACAAGGUCGGUGUUGUCAACGUUCGUGUCUACCGCCCAUUCGUGGAGGAGGCUUUCCUUGAGGCGCUCCCAAAGAGCACUCGUCGCAUCGCCGUUCUUGGUCAGGUCAAGGACGAGGCUGCUGUGCUCGACCCCGCGGAAUACUCUAGACUCUACUCCGAUGUCUUGGCUUCUGUUCAGUUCGCCUACGACAGGGACGUUGAAGUCACCGAUGUCAAGUACUCGCGUGAGCAGGUCUGGACGCCCAGCAACUUCCUCGAUGCCUUCCGCCAGAUCCACGCCGAGAAGGAGGGAGCCGAGGUUCGCUCUUACGUUGACAUCUUGAACACCGCCGACGUCAAGCAGUACAGCUUCUGGAACCUUGACGAAUCAUCAGCCGCCAACGCACCUGUUGUAGUAGGCAAGCUCCUCUCAAGCGACUCUUCAAAGAACGUUUUCGUUCGCAGCGGCCACGACAACCUCGUGCAGGGCGGUGUCACUCGCACUGACAUUCGCAAUGCUGACUACACUAUCGAGGCGCCCUACGCUGUUGAGCAAGCCGAUGUUGCAUUCAUUGGUGACAUUGCUAUCCUCAAGGAAUUCGACAUCUUGAACAGCGUCAAGCCUGACAGCUCCAUCAUUGUGAAGCUUCCCGGUGUGAAGAACGAGGACGUUGAGAAGAAGUUGUCACCUGCCUUCCGCAAGGCUCUUGUAGACAAGGACGUUCAGCUUUUCGUUCUUGAUCCUCUUCUAUCUGAAGCUGUUGCUGAAGACGAGUCUCUAGAGUCUUUCCUCACUCAGCUGGCAUUCUUGAAGGUCGCUCGUGAAGAUCUUCUGACUUCUGGCUUAAGCAAGCUUGCCGCCAUCAACGGCAGCUCCGAUGUCUUUGAAAAACUCGCCCAGCAGCUCGAAAGCGCUCUCCGUGAGGUCGAGGUUCCUGCCGCUUGGGGUACCGUCGAGGAGGACGUUGAGCCAAUCCGCCUUCCUUCAGACAUCAACGUCAACAGCUUUGCUCCCCUCGACCGUAUCGAGACAGAGCCCCCGACCCUGCUCAAAGAUUGGCAGAUCGCAGCCAAGGGCUUCGCUUUCAAGGAAGCCUUCGGCACCGCUAACCAGGUCCGACCCGAUCUUGGCGUCAAGACCAGUAUCGUUCAUGUUAAGGAGCGUCGUCGUCUCACGCCAAAGAACUACGACCGUAACAUCUUCCACAUCGAGUUUGAUCUCGGUGAUUCUGGUGUUACUUACGCUAUUGGUGAGGCUCUUGGUAUCCACGCAGAGAACGACGAGAAGCAGGUCGACGAGUUCAUCAAGUGGUACGGUCUCAACCCUGAUGAGAUCGUUGAGGUACCAUCCCGUGAAGACCCCAACGUCCUUGUCAACCGAACUGUCUACCAAUCUCUGCUACAAAAUGUCGAUAUCUUCGGUCGCCCACCAAAGCGCUUCUACGAAGCGCUCGCCGAAUUUGCCGAUGACGAGCGUGAGAAGCGCGAGCUUCUGCAGCUUCUUAGUGCAGAAGGCGCCACUGAGUUCAAGCGCCGUGCUGAGGUUGACACCGUCACCUACGCUGACAUCCUGCUUGAGUUCCCAUCUGCACACCCAAGCUUCCAUGACAUCGUUCGCAUUGUCAGCCCAAUGAAGCGCCGCGAGUACUCCAUCGCAUCCGCGCAGCACGUAACCCCCAACUCCGUCUCGCUGCUCAUUGUAACUGUCAACUGGGUCGACCCCAAGGGUCGCGACCGUUUCGGUCAAGCGACACGCUACCUCAACAGCCUCAAGAUUGGCUCGCCUGUUACCGUUUCGGUCAAGCCGUCCGUUAUGAAGCUCCCUACCAAGACCACUGCGCCCAUCAUCAUGGCUGGUCUGGGUACCGGUCUUGCACCUUUCCGUGCUUUCGUUCAGGAACGUGCUUACCAGAAGCAGCAAGGUCACGAAAUCGGUGAGGUUCUACUUUACAUGGGCUCCCGUCACCAGCGCGAAGAAUACUUGUAUGGUGAGGAAUGGGAGGCAUACCAAGAUGCCGGUAUCAUUACUCUCAUUGGUCGCGCCUUCUCUCGUGACCAACCUCAGAAGAUUUACAUCCAGGACCGUAUGAGGGAGUCAUUGACGGACAUCCGAAGGGCUUAUCUCGAAAAGGAGGGUAGCUUUUACCUCUGUGGACCGACAUGGCCUGUGCCUGAUGUCACUGAGGUGCUUCAAGAGGCUGUCGAAGUCGAGCACAAGGUCAAGAAUGUCGGUGCUAAGAAGGUUGACUCACGCAAGGAGAUUGAAAAGUUGAAGGACGAGGGCAGAUAUGUUCUUGAGGUUUACUAGAGUGCAUGUUGAUAUUGAAGAAAGAGCCAUCUCAUGUUGUUAUUGGUACCUUCCAUACCCACUAGCGCACUGCCUAUAUAGUCAGAAUCCUCCGUAACAUCAAUCCAUUACUAUAUACUCCAACAGAUAUGAGAUAAGAUUAAGGAGAGGUGAUUUGCAUGUAUGCUGUGAGGUGAACAGAACAAGACGUGGAUAGCGCUAUUGCUGGGAUCCUCCAUCCAAAGUUCCA